AUGCGAUUUUUUCUCGCAAUUCUGGCAAUUCUACCAACCCUCAUCAUCAGCUCAGAAUCCAAUGUUCCAAGCGAUUUCCAAAGAAGAUUCCUUGAACUUCUGAGCGAGAAGAACUUCUACAAAUUGUCCAAAUUGAUUUCGAAGGAUUUUGAAUAUUUUAAACAAGGCGAUCGACGUGAUGAUGUGCUUAACAAAAAACAAUAUUUGAAAGAACUUAGCUUAAAUCGAGGAUAUUCUUCACAAAAUCAGUUUUUUUCGAAGGGAAAAGUUUCGGCUCCGAAAUUUUUGGGUUCUCAAAUCAGUUUCGAAAUUUCUGCACCAGGAGCAAUUUCGAGUAGCAGAAGAAAUCAUAAAGUUGUAUUAGAGUGA
Molecule: messenger RNA, 369 nt
Organism: Caenorhabditis angaria
Lineage: Eukaryota; Metazoa; Nematoda; Chromadorea; Rhabditida; Rhabditidae
Source: the annotation of a GenBank genome assembly